Messenger RNA from Scheffersomyces coipomensis, 927 nucleotides. RefSeq lists its product as uncharacterized. The record is from RefSeq and is a predicted model, not a curated record. Gene Ontology annotation, molecular function: L-ornithine transmembrane transporter activity. Bases 1 to 927 code for a protein of 308 amino acids. The transcript has a single exon. NCBI's taxonomy places the organism in Eukaryota, Fungi, Ascomycota, Pichiomycetes, Serinales, Debaryomycetaceae. Gene Ontology annotation, biological process: mitochondrial L-ornithine transmembrane transport.
AUGUCAUCUGUGGCUGUAACAGACAAAGAAGAUGAAAUACUAGACCGCCAAGAACAUCAUGAAAAGGGUGCUCCUCCAAGAUAUGUUGGUUUUAUAGCUGGGAUGUUUUCUGGAGUAACCAAGAAUGCCGUGGGUCAUCCCUUUGAUACUAUCAAAGUACGAUUACAAACAUCUGCAAAGGGAAGAUUCAAGGGACCAAUGGAUUGUGUAUGGCAAACUUUAAAGAAUGAAGGUCCUAAAGGUUUUUAUAAAGGUUUCACUCCUCCAUUGAUUGGAUGGGUAUUAAUGGAUUCAGUCAUGUUAGGUUCAUUACAUGUUUAUAGAAGAAUAGUUCAUGAACAAUUAUACCCUGAAGAAAAGAAAUUACCUUUAUUUGGUCAUAUAAUUGCUGGUUUAGGUAGUGGAUGGACGGUAUCGUUUGUAGCGGCCCCCAUUGAACAAUUCAAAGCAAGAUUACAAGUUCAAUAUGAUGCUAAAUCUAAAGUUUAUACUGGUCCGUUAGAUGUAGCUCAAAAGUUAUAUAAAGUAUCAGGAAUACGAGGCAUCUAUAGUGGAUUAUUAUCAACCAUGAUCUUUAGAACAAAUUUCAUCUUUUGGUGGGGAUCAUAUGAAAUAUUUACGGAAUGGUUUAAAAAUAAUACUAAAAUGUCAAAUCCUUCUAUAAAUUUCUGGGCUGGUGGGUUAUCAGCAACCGUAUUUUGGAUCUUUGCUUAUCCUGCUGAUGUGGUUAAACAAACUAUAAUGACUGAUAGUCCUAUACGAUCAGAGAAAAAGUUUCCUCGUUGGAUAGAUGCUGUUAAACAUAUCCAUAAGGAAAGAGGAUUGAAAGGGUUUACAAGAGGGUUUGGUCCUUCGAUCUUAAGAUCAUUCCCGGCUAAUGCAGCUGCUUUAGCCGCGUUUGAAGCUUCUAUGAGAUUUUUGCAUUAA